UAAUUACUCUGACAUGCGCAUUCCGCCCAAAUUUCCCAACUCUAGGAAUUUGUUGUGAAGAGGAAAAUAAUUGCUACUAUUGCACGCUCCCGAUGCUGGUGCACCAUGUCGCGACGGAAGCAGGCGAAGCCCCAGCACAUCAACUCCGAGGAGCAGCCCCCAGAUGCUGCAAGUGGGAGUCCACAAGACGUCCCAGGUGAUAGAGAUGGUGAAAUGAGUUCCAAAAGGUGCCGCACGGAGGAAACCAAAAUCUGUGAGAAAUGCUGUGCAGAAUUCUUUGUUCUCUCCGAAUUCCUUGAGCAUAAGAAAAAUUGCACUAAAAAUCCGCCUGUUCUAAUCAUGAACGACAGUGAGGGAACAGUCCCCCCCGAGAGCUUCUCCGAGGCUCCUCUGGGGACCUUCCCAGGCGACCGAGUGGAUGGCAGGACACGCAAGGACGUUCAGGCCAAGGGCUGCACUGGCUCUGUGGAAAAGAGAGAAGGAAAAAUGGACGCUGAACCGGUAGGAGGAAUGUACCUUAAAAUAGAGCCCCCCCUCACGCCUGCGGCUGCCAGCCUAAGCUAUCUACCCAAAGCCAAAGUACCAAACACUAACGUGACUCUGCAGACCAUCCGCGGCACCAAGGUGGCCGUGAACCAGCGGGCGUCCGACGCCAUCUCCUCCUCGGCGGCGGGCUUCAACGCCAUCCCCAUGAUCCUGGAGCAGCUGGUGUGCUUGCAGCAGCAGCAGCUCCAGCAGAUCCAGCUGACGGAGCAGAUCCGCAUCCAGAUUGCCAUGAUGGCUCCCCACGCCCUGCACCCCUCCAUAGCAGCUGCUACUGACCCGCUCAAGGCUCUGGGUGCCCACAUGUCCCAGCAGCUCUCGGCUGCCGUGGCUUUAAUCGGGCAGAAGGCGGGGAGCCAGAGCCUGUCGCUGGAGUCCUUGAAGCAAGGAAAACUACCUCACUCGAACACUGGCAUUGCGGCCGCCAGCUCGCUGGCUGCUGGGCUCUCCUCCUCCUUCCCCCUGAAGCCAGAGGGGAGCCGAGGCCUCCCCGGCUCCAUCUCUCAGUUCCCAAAUCCUUUGCUACCUCAGUCCUCCGGCUCGGUCAUCUUCCAGAACCCGCUUUCGGCGGUCUCGUCUGUGAUGGAUUCCGCAAAGAAGGGCAAGGGGAAGCCCCCCAACAUCAGCGUGUCUGAAAGCAAACCGAACGCAGAGGAGCCGUUCUUCAAACACAAGUGUAAAUUCUGUGGGAAGGUCUUUGGCAACGACAGUGCCCUGCAGAUCCACCUCCGCUCCCACACCGGGGAAAGACCCUAUAAAUGCAACAUCUGUGGGAACCGCUUCACGACCAAAGGAAACCUCAAAGUGCAUUUUCAGCGUCACAAAGACAAGUACCCCCACAUAAAGAUGAAUCCUUACCCAGUUCCUGAGCACCUGGACAAUGUUCCUACCAGCACUGGAAUCCCGUAUGGGAUGUCUGUGCCACUGGAUGAGUCCAACCUGAUUGUGGACAGCAAACCUCUCCUAACAACUCUGCCUACCUCCGUGGCCAGCGGCGCGCCUCAGAGCAUCUCCAGCCUGGCAGGCAUCAAGGAGGCUCUGCCUGGUCCGUUCUCAAGUGAGCUGCAGUCAAGGCCCUCUCCCGAAAGCGAGGGUGGCUCCUCCUCGUCGGGGGCGGUCGGUCACGAGUCGGGAACGGAGCAGAGCUUGAGCUCACCACAAGCUGCCUGCAGUGUGAGCAUCUUCCACGUAGGUGGGUCAAACGAGCAAGGCUCAGAGACAUCAAAGCUCCAGCAGCUGGUUGAAAAUAUCGACAAAUCCACUGCUGACCCCAACGAGUGCCUGAUCUGCCACAGAGUGUUGAGCUGCCAGAGCUCGCUGAAAAUGCAUUACCGCACCCACACUGGGGAGAGGCCCUUCAAGUGCAAGAUCUGCGGCCGUGCCUUCUCCACUAAAGGGAACCUUAAAACCCACUACGGCGUCCACCGGGCCAAUACCCCCUUGAAGAUGCAGCAUUCGUGCCCCAUUUGCCAGAAGAAGUUCACCAAUGCCGUGGUGCUGCAGCAGCACAUCCGCAUGCACAUGGGCGGGCAGAUCCCCAACACGCCGAUGCCAGAACCCCCCUGCGACAGCGCCGAGGCCGAGGCUGCCGCGCCCGAGAAGAACGGAGACGUCGGGCGCCCGGAGGAGACGGUGGAAAGCAUAGACAUGGAAGACGACGUGGACUCUCAGGAUGGCCCCAGGAGCUCUUCCAAGCCUCCCACUCCGUACGAUGCGCAGUCAGAGUCGCCCGCCUUCUCAGGGGUUGCAGCGCUGGAGAACCAGAUGAAGAUGGUCGCCUCCUCUCUGAGCUUGCAGCGGCAGAGCAGCCUCAAGUCCAGCGACAACGGCUCGGCAGAGAGCGAUGGCAUGACCAACGACUCGUCCUCGGUGGCGGGCGACGCCGACUACCAGAACGGCAGGAGCCCCGCCGCCUCCGAGGCCGCGUCCCUGCAGGCGCCGUCCCCGGCCAACAGCCAGGCUGAGAGCGUCAGGUCCAAGUCGCCUGCCUUCAACACCCAGGAGGAUGCAGGCACGGGCAGCAAGUCGGAGGCUCCCGAGAAUGCUCCUGCAGAAGUGGAAGGGGUUGUCGGCGCGUUGGAUUUAACCUACGGCAAUAUUGGUCGCAAGGUCAUUAAGGAAGAGCCUGGGCUACACUUUGCAAAUGGAGAAUAUGGUCGAAGCAGUAUUCCAGCUGCUUUUGUCAGAGCCCCACCAGCCCUGAUAAAAAUGGAGCUGCCCAGCGAUCGUCCCCUCAGCACUGGCCACUUCAUUGGCCCUCCAGCUCUGUCCCCUGGGGUCGCCCCUCUGCUGGUGCCACGCCCCAAGUUCUGCCGUCCUGCCAAACAGCACAUCUGCACUACCUGUGGGAAGAACUUCUCCUCUGCCAGCGCCCUGCAGAUCCACGAGCGCACCCACACCGGGGAGAAGCCCUUUGCCUGCACCAUCUGUGGGAGAGCCUUCACCACCAAAGGAAACCUGAAGGUCCACGUAGGAACCCACAUGUGGAACAACUCGGCCAGGCGGGGCAGGCGGCUGUCCAUCGAUAACCCCAUGGCCCUGCUGGGCAACGACCCCAAGAAGGUGUCGGAGAUGUUCCCCAAGGAGAUGGUGGCGCCCUCGGUGAGCAUCGACCCCGCCGUGUGGAACCAGUACGCGGCCGUGCUCAGCAACGGGCUGGCCGUGAAAACCAACGAGAUCUCGGUGAUCCAGAGCGGGGCCCUGCCCGUGCCUGUGCCCGGGGGCUCGCCCGUGAACUCCGGCCCGGCCUCCAAGGCGGACCCGGGCCAGGCUGGCGCCGCCUCGGAGGCGGAGAAGGCGGGCGGCGCUGCUGCAGACAGUGUGCCAAAACACCAGUUCCCUCUCUUCCUGGAGGAGAACAAAAUCGCCGUUAGCUAAAGACUCGAGAGGAGUUGACCUACACAAAGAACAAAUAUAUAUAGACGCAAACAUAUAUUUUUAAGAGAUUCCACUUCGGCCUCCUAUUUUCCUAUCAAC
Lonchura striata (white-rumped munia) is the source of this 3519-nucleotide messenger RNA. It is a transcript of the gene SALL4, whose product is annotated as spalt like transcription factor 4. Gene Ontology annotation, biological process: regulation of transcription by RNA polymerase II. Gene Ontology annotation, molecular function: DNA-binding transcription factor activity, RNA polymerase II-specific; RNA polymerase II cis-regulatory region sequence-specific DNA binding. Gene Ontology annotation, cellular component: nucleus. Lineage: Eukaryota; Metazoa; Chordata; Aves; Passeriformes; Estrildidae. The record is from RefSeq and is a predicted model, not a curated record.